UAAUACUUUCUUUUAGGUUUACUAAGAUUUAGGGUUUAUGGCUACAUUCUCGCGAACAAGACGCCUCCUCCUCCUGCUCCUCCGCCGCCAUGGCGCUGCCGAUCGAUCUCCCUCGGCCGCGCGGUACGUCUCCUCCACAGCUCCACGCGGCUGCGGCGCCAAUCCAAAGUCCGCGCCGGUGUCGCCCCGCGCGGCGAGCCGCUACGGAAGGCCCGGCGACGACGGCUACGUGGACGCCGUGGUGAAUCUCCUCGAGAGCAAUCGGCCAGGGCCGGAGAUGGAAUCGGAGCUGGGCGUCCUCCUCUCGUCCAAGCCUGCGGGCUACAAGCUCACGCCCACCACGGUAGGGAGAGUUUUAAACGAGUUAAGGGACGCUGAUGCGGCGCUCUUUUUCUUUAGGUGGGCGUCGCGGCAGCACGGCUUCCACCACGUAACUUACUCGUGGAAUUGCCUCCUCCACGCCAUGGUGCGCGAUAGCAAGCACUUCGAGGCCUACGCGAUCUUCAAGGCCGAGUUCCUGGCGCAGUGUAGCCCCGAUUCUUUCACGUACUCGACGCUGGUGGCUGGUUUUUGCAACGCCAAGGAGAUCGACCAGGCGCUGGUUCUUGUCAAGGAGAUGAUGGACAGUGGCAUCGCAGCGCACGUCCGAGCUCACAACAAUUUGCUCCUGGCGCUGUUCCGAGCCGGGAGAGUGAGCGAAGGGGUGGAGCAUUUUCGAGAGAUGGCCAAGACGUGUGCUCCGAAUAAGUUCACGUAUGGGACAGUGAUCGAUGGCUUGAGCAAGGCCCAGAGAAUGGAGGAGGCGCUGGAUUGUUUGAAGGAGAUGCAUACGACGGGGUUGAUGCCGGACGUUGUCAACUGCAACAUCGUUCUAAAUGGUCUCUGCAAGGCCAGGAAGAUCGACAAGGCGAUCGAGCUCUUCCUGGAGAUGCCUUCGAUGGGAUGCGAACCGACCAUCGUGAGUUACAACACGGUUAUCAGCGGCCUGGCUUCGAUCGAUAAGAUGGACGAGGCUUACAAGUUCUUCAACAGUAUGAUAGACAAUGGCUGCGAGCCCGACGUGAUCGCCUUCACGACUCUCAUCCACGGGUUUUGCAAGGCCGGGCAGCCUCAAGUCGGGCACAUGCUGCUCAACCAGGCUCUCAAGCGCUUCCGGCCCGACGUCUUCCUCUACACGUCAGUGAUUCAUGGCUACUGCAAAGCUGGCGACCUGGAUACGGGGUUUAAGAUCUUGGAGGAGAUGCUGGCGGCCGGAUGCAUUCCCGACGCUGCUGCCUACUUCGUCCUGAUCGAUCCGCUGUGCAAGCUGGGCAGAGUCGACGAGGCUUACGAGCUCUUCGAGAGGAUGCGUAAGUCAGGCUGCCUUGGCGACUAUGUGACGUUCAUGACUCUCAUCGAGGCUCUCUCCAACCACGGGAAGCUGGACGAAGCCUGCGAGCUCUACCGCGAGAUGAUCGAGCGUGGCUACGAGCCGUACCUCGAGGUCCAAGACUCCCUCAUCUUUGCUCUGUGCAAGGCCGGGAAAGUGGACGAGGCCAACGAGAUCUAUCAAACGGUGGUGGCCAAGAAAGUUGCGACCAGUCGAGUGGCUUACAACAGUCUCAUGGAUGGCUACUGCAAGCUGGGGAGAGUGGACGAUGGUCUCAAGCUGCUGCUCCAGAUGGUGGAGUGUGACAACUUCCCGGACAUCCAGACUUACAACAUCCUCGUCGCUGGAUUCUCGAGAGCAAACCGUCUGGACGAUGCCUUGGAGCUGUUCAAGCUGCUCAGCUCUUAUGGCUGCAAGCCCAACGCUGCGACUUACACGACGAUCAUCCAGGGGCUCUACGACGCACAGAGGAUGGAGGAGGCCAAGGCAUUCUUUGACGAAGCGUGCGAGAAAGGAUUCGUGCAGCCGCUAGAGACUGCCGAGGCUACAGAGAAGAGUAAAGACGCUACAACGGAGGACUGCUUGCCGCUAGGAUCCACUACCACCGUUCGCUACAGCCAGCAUUUCGAAAAGGCAAGCGAUUUGAAGCUACUAGAGGUUGAUGAAAGCGUCGUGCAAGAGCUUCUUCAAUCCAGGCUGAGCAUAAAAGGAGGUGUGGAGGAGGAGGCGGUUCUUUGCACUUCCAGGACGACAUACGCUCUAAAGUUCGUCUCGACUUCCAACACAAUGCUGCUGGUUCCUCCAGGAGAAGCUGGCGAUGGUGGAAGUGGCGGCGCUCUUCACGUGAUUGCCACGGCGGGAGGACAUAUGGAGCUUGUGGAGAUAGCUCCCAGAAUAGAUCAACUCAAGGUACUCGUCGGUUCUAGGCCUUACACGGAAGACAGCGAGAACGAGACCGUAGAUGGUCUUUACUCGUGGGAAGAUUUGCUGGACAGCGUCCAGGCAAGCGAAGAGCAGCUCAAGGAUGGGCUUAGAGCUCUUGCUGCAGCGGAAAUAGGUGGUUUUUGGAGGACUGUGGAUCCGAAGUACACGAAGGGACUGCUAGAGAUGAUCCUGGUGACUGCCAUCCAACAGGACUGGAGUUUGAGCUUGCUGCCGCUGGAAGAAUUGGUGGCUGUGCUCGAGGGCGAUGGAUACCCGGCUCAGCUAGUCCGGCACUGCGUAGCAACUUUUGGUGUGGAGGAGCCAUCGUCCUCUUCGUGGAAGCUGGACGAGAAACGGAUCUGUUUGCACUACGCGAGGGAGCUCUUGUCGAGCACAGGGAGAUGGAAGACGAACGAGUUCCUUGAAGCGUGGCAAAGAGCACUGCCGCCGGGAAUGAAAGGAGAGCUGGAAAUGCUCCGGGGUGAGGCGCUGGUUACCAGGCUUGGGUCCGACUCGUGGCUGCACCGCUUUAGCUCGUCCUCUCUGCCUACGCAACCGGAUGCUCGAUUUGCAGCCUUGUUCAAGGAAAGAUCGAAGUGGGAGUGGAACGAUCUCGAGCCUUACUUGAGGGACGAUUUCCAAGCAGAUGGUGAGGAUGAAGCACAGCUUGGUGCUGGAGUCGACGCUAGAGUUUCCAUCGCAGCUCGCGGAGUUUUAACAAGUCCAGCUCUCACUGCAGGAGCAUCUACCAUCUUCGAAGACAUGGAACCGGCUGGAGUAGUCUCGACAGAUGAUCUUCCGCUGCUCAACCUUGGACAGCAUCGCAGCGACUCUGUGGCACUCUCUACAAAUCCAGAAGUCGCUCACCACCCGCAAACUCGCUCCAGGCGGCGUGCUCAAGACCCCGCAAGCGAUGGCGAGAUUGCCACUGUGACCGCACAGCACAGACUCCCCGUCAAGACUGCUCCUUUCGCGUCCUCCAGCCGAGACUUUCUUCGCACUCUCGGCAUGCAUCCCGGCGACGGCGUAGACAUUGCUCAUCAUCGAGUAAGCUGCCAUGUUUCUCUCAUCGAGGCCGAGAAUGGACUGAAACGCGAGCUUUCCAAUCUCCACGUCUUUACUGGCUCGAAGAACAGCCAUCCAGAUCCGCAAGUCCGGCUCGAACGGCAUCGUCAAAACCAUUGUCACUGCUUCGUCCAACCGGUUGGCCCGGCCGAGGAGAUCCACCAUGCAAGUGUAGUGCUUGAUGCUGGGAGCGAUGCCAUACUUCGGAAGCAUGGCGUGGAAGUAGUCCUCUCCCUUCUCGACGAGCCCGGCGUGGAUGCAAGCGUUGAGGAUGGAGAGGAACGUCACAGCGUCGGGUUUGAGCCGGGCCUCUCGCUCCAUCUUCUCGAGCAAGGAGAAAACUUGGUCGCAGCGUCCCUGCCAACUAUAUCCUGCUAUCAGCGCGUCCCAAGCAACGAGAUCUUUGCUCGCAGCGAUGGAGUCGUCAAAGACUCGCUGAGCGUCCUCCAUACUUCCACACUUGCCGUAGAAGUCCACCAGCGAAGUCGCCACGAGUGGAUCUCCCUGGAGCCUGGCGCUGUGGAUCUGUGCCUCGAUCUUCCUUCCAGCGUCGAGAGCUGCGAGGCUUCCACAGGCCUUGAGCGCCGCGAGGAAGGUGGCACGGUUUGGAGCGCAGCGUUCGCGUUGCAUCCGCGAGAAGAGCUCCAGAGCCAGCUGAGGAUCACCACUGUGAGCGUAGCCGUGAAUGAUCGCGCUCCACGACACCACCGUUGGUCGAGCCAAGCUAUCGAAGACUUUGCGAGCGUCCACCACGGCUCCACACUUCCCAUACGCAUCCACCAGCGCGUUGAGCAAGGCCGUGUCCAAGCUCUCCAGAGUCUUCGCUGCUCGAGAGUGGAGCUCUCGGAUCCUCUCGAGGCACUUGAUCUUCACGAAUCGCCCGUCGAGCUGUUUGCCUUCCUCGGUGGAAGCCAAGAAGAUCUCGAGAGCUAUCUCUCCUUGCCCGUCCUGUGUGAAUCCCAGGAUCAAUGCUGUCCAGGUCACUACUGUGUGCUGCUCCAUCCCCUCGAAGAUCCGGAGAGCAUCGCUUAUCCUCCCACACUUGCAGUACAUGUCGAUCAGAGUGUUGGCCACGAAAAUGCCGGAUUCGUCACCGCUUUGGACGAGCUGCGCGUGAAUUCUCCUGCCCGAUUCGAAAUCCCUGGAGCUGCUGCAUACCUUGAGCGCUUGCAAGGCGACGGGAGCGCUCGCGCGCAAUCCGUUUCUCCCCAUUCUCUCCUAAGAGGGAUGUUCUUGUGGAGAGCGGCGAUCCAGAGGCGCUGGAUCUAUCGCUCCGCCUGCAAGCUCCCCAAUGCCGACGCCAGGCAGGUCGAAUCGCUGCUCUGCAUUCUCGAGAGCGCCAAGCCAGGUGAGAAUGUGAGCGAAUUGCUGGGCAACAAGCAUCGCAAGCUCUCCCACGACACAUUCAGCGAUGUCCUUCGCAGGCUGGAGCGCACCGAUCACGCCAAGCCCUUCUUCGACUGGGCCGCGACCAGGAAAGGAUUCACGCACACGCGAUUCACGUACAACGCUCUCCUUCUCGCCAUGGUUCGCGGCCGCCGCGUCAAGGAAGCGAUGGAGAUUUUCAAGGAGAAGAUGGAGAAUCCCGACGCCUACACGUACAACACGCUGAUCCGCGGCUUCUGCCUUGAGAAGAAAUUCCCCGAGGUCUUUGCCUUGCUCAAAGAGAUGGAGAGGCGCUCCAUCGCCAAGAACGCUGUGACUCACGGGAUCAUCCUCAAGGCGCUGUGUGACAGCGAUCAAGUGGACGACGCUCUUAGCUACUUUCGCGCAGUCACUCCAAAAGCGAGCCUGGAUGUGAUCUCUUACACCACCGUGAUCAAGGGGCUGGCAGACUCCAAGAGGAUCGACGAGGCCUGCGAGCUCUUCGAGAAGCUCAAGACCGCGGGCUGUUCUCCAAACGUGGUGGCGUACACCGCAGUGAUCGAUGGACUCCUUAAAGCUGGCAGGAUCGAAGAUGGUCUCAAGAACUUUGAGGAUAUGAGUGGAUCGUCGUGCGUCCCGACGAGAACAACGUACACGGUUGUCAUCGAUGGGCUUUGCAAGGCACAGAUGCUCCCCGACGCUUGCAAAGUUUUCGAGCAGAUGGUCCAGAAAGGCUGCGUCCCGGACACCAUCACCUACACGACUUUGAUCGAUGGCUUUUCCAAGGCCAGCAAGAUGGACGAGGCUCGGAAGCUACUCGACGUGAUGCUCACCAAGGGACCCGAGCCGACGGCUGUGACGUAUGGAUCGAUCGUGCAUGGGUUUUGCAAGCUCGACAUGAUCAACGAAGCCAAGGAGGUGAUCGCGCAAAUGCGAGAGAGGGGGUGUGAGCCGGGGCUCUUCAUCUUCACCUCGCUACUCAGCUAUUACUUGUCGAAGGGAAGGGCCGAAGAAGCGUACCAAGUCUUGACGGAGAUGACAGCCAGAGGGUGUGCACCGGAUGUUAUCCUCUACACCAGUCUCAUCGACUUGCUCUUCAGCACCGGCAGAGUUCCGGAGGCCCGGCACGUCUUUGACAGCAUGAUCGAGAAAGGCUGCGCUCCCGACGCUCUCACGUACGGGACUAUCAUCCAGAACUUCUCGAAGAUUGGAAACGUGGAGGCCGCAGGCGAGAUCUUGGAGCUCAUGGCUAAGUCGGGUGUCGGCCCCGACUGCUUUGCUUACAACUCGCUCAUGGACGGCUACGUCAAGCUAGAGAGGGUCGAUCAGGCCUUUGGUGUUUACGACAGGAUGGUCGCGAGUGGGAUCAAGCCCAACGCCGUGACUUUCAACGUUUUGAUGCACGGGCUCUUCAAAGAUGGCAAGACCGAUCGCGCUUUCUCCUUGUUCAAGGAGAUGCUGGAGAAAGACGAGGUUCCUCCAACGCUGGUGAGUUACACCAUUUUGAUCGACGGUCUCGGGAAGGCAGGCAGGGUGAGCGAGGCCUUCUCGCAGUUUCAGGAGAUGAUCGACAGGGGUAUCAUUCCGGAGUGCCACACUUACACCUCUCUCAUCUACUCUCUGGCGAAAGCUGGGAGGAUCCCAGAGGCGAAGAAGCUUGUGGAGGAUAUGGUGAAGCUGGGAGUGAAUCCCGACGUCCAGGCUUACAGCGCUCUCAUCACGGGUCUCAUCGAUUCUUCCAUGGUCGACACGGCCUGGGAUGUUUUCCAGGAGAUGAUGAAGAGAGGCUGUGCUCCAAACGAAGUCACGUACAAAGUUCUAAGGAGGGGGUUCCGGGCAGCUGGGAGAGCGCUGGAUCUCGAGGCAGUGAAGCAGCAUUUUUCGCAAGGGGUGGCUAUGGAAGCUGGAAGCUGAGAAAACUUGGCAAAUGUUUUUGAGGUUUUAGCGAUGAGAAAGUAGCACGGUGGUGUACAGGGACUUUCGAGAAUGAAGCACGCUCGGGAGAUUCUCUUGUUAAAGUCGAAGACAAACGAAAUCAACUGCAAAUUUGGCGAUUG
Molecule: messenger RNA, 6780 nt
Organism: Selaginella moellendorffii
Lineage: Eukaryota; Viridiplantae; Streptophyta; Lycopodiopsida; Selaginellales; Selaginellaceae
Exons: 8
Coding region: 38-6637 (2199 amino acids)
Biological process (GO): mitotic sister chromatid cohesion
Cellular component (GO): Ctf18 RFC-like complex
Molecular function (GO): protein binding
Source: RefSeq, a predicted model, not a curated record